Molecule: messenger RNA, 4764 nt
Organism: Pangasianodon hypophthalmus (striped catfish)
Lineage: Eukaryota; Metazoa; Chordata; Actinopteri; Siluriformes; Pangasiidae
Gene: marcksa
Product: myristoylated alanine-rich protein kinase C substrate a
Exons: 2
Coding region: 334-1227 (297 amino acids)
Biological process (GO): central nervous system development; actin filament organization
Cellular component (GO): actin filament bundle; cytoplasm; plasma membrane
Molecular function (GO): actin filament binding; calmodulin binding
Source: RefSeq, a predicted model, not a curated record
AAACUCAGCUGGGAGCAGGUCGUUGAUUGGCUGGUUUGGAAUGCGUGACGUCACCGCGGCCGGGCUCUGGGCGUUGGACUCGGGCUGCAUCUUCAUCACUGAAAAUCUUUCUCCGCGGCGGGGAUUUAAUUCUGCACCGAGCUCAAGCUUCAGGCUUCUGACUUUCAUUCCGCACUUUUUCUCUCGCGCUGCAGUUUUAAACACAGCGUUUGUGUUUUUCCCGGAAGGAAGCAGAGCGCUGUAGAGAGCAGAGCGCGCGCGGAGCGGGGAGUCUCUUUGUGUCUGCUCCGGGCUCUUUGUUAGAGAGAGAGAGAGAGAGAGAGAGAGAGAAAGAUGGGAGCGCAGUCAUCUAAAGCGGAGAACCCGGGAGAGGCCGAGGCGCCGGUGGCUUCUCCAGCCAAAGCCAACGGACAGGAGAACGGCCACGUGAAGGUGAACGGGGACGCAGCGGAGGUGAAGGAGGAGGUGAAGGAGGAGGUGAAGGAGGAGGCGCAGGCGAACGGCAGCACUGCAGCUGAAGGAGAGCAGGAGGUGAAGAAGGAGGAGGAGGGCGGAGACAAAGCCGAGGUCCCGCCUGCCGAGAAAGCAGGAGAAGAUGGGGAGAAAGAAAAAGAUGCCGCAAAUGAAUCUGCCGCUCCUGCAACUGCUGAGGACGAGAAACCGUCCACCAGCGAGGAGACUCCGAAGAAGAAGAAGAAGCGCUUCUCCUUCAAAAAGUCCUUCAAGCUGAGUGGCUUCUCCUUCAAGAAAAACAAGAAGGAGACGGGAGAAGCAGGAGAGCAGGAGGAGCAGAAGAAAGAGGAAGAGAAGGAGGAGAAGAAAACAGAGGGAGAGGAGGAGGUGAAGAAAACAGAGGGAGAGGAGGAGGUGAAGAAAGAGGAGGAAGGAGGUGAAGCAGCUGCUGCUGCUGCUGAGGAGACCAAAGUUGAGGAGGAGAAAAAGGAAACAGAGGAAGUGGAGAAAAAGGAAGAAGAGAAAACAGAGGAACCAAAGGUGGAGGAAAAGGUGGAGGAACCAAAGGCAGGAGAGGUGGAGAAAACAGAGGAGAAACCGGAGGAGGAGAAAAAGACAACAGAGGAGGAAGUGAAGAAAGAGGUGGAGGAGGAACCUGCUGUAGUUGCAUCACCCGUCCAGCAGGAGGCACCGAGCAAAGACGAAGCGGAGGAAGUGGCUCCGGCCGAACAGGAAACGGCACCUACUGAGUCUGAAUCUGGAGCGGCGGAGUAACACACACGCAUGCAUGCACGCACACACACACACACAACACACACACACACCACAUACACAACACACACACACACACAACAACACGCACACACCACAUACACAACACACACACAACAACACACACACACAACACAUACACACACACACAGACACACACAGACACACACACACAGACACACAACAACAGCAACAACAACAUGGCAUGUUCUGAUUUGUUUAUGGGUCAGUGAGGCGGAGCUGAGUUUAAUCAGCCAAUCAUAAACAUCAUGUGGUGACAUCACCACUAGCCCUGCACUACUCACAGUCAAAGAAAUGAAAAGAAAGGUUAGUGAUGUCACAUGAUCCUGUUUUAUGAUUGGCUGAUUAAGUUUAACCUAAGCUCCGCCCCUUUUGACCCAGAGACGCUCAAACACACCGCAGCUGUGGAAUCUCCCUCUCUCUCUCUCACACACACACACACACACACACACUCCCUCUCUCUCUUUCUCUGACACACACACACUCCCUCUCUCUCUCACGCACACACACACGCACACACACUCCCUCUCUCUCUGUCUCUCACACACACACACACACACACUCCCUCUCUCUCUCACGCACACACACGCGCACACGCACACACACUCCCUCUCUCUCUGUCUCUCACACACACACACACACACGCACACACACACACUCCCUCUCUCUCUCACGCACACACACGCGCACACACACACACACUCCCUCUCUCUCUCUCUUACACACACACACACACACACACACAGAUUUCAGGACAUUUCCCUGUUUGGAUGUUUUUGUCUACAGCCAGAGACAUUUAAAAUUUGUUUCAUUAAAAUUACUCCUUUCCCUUCUUUAACAAGUGGGCGGGGCUAAUCCUAGUUUUCACAUUAGUAAUAAUCUACCCUUUUUUAAACUCAGUAUUAACUAUUUUAUUUUUUUAUACAAAAAAGUACAGAUUAAAGGACACGCCCAUGGGAGGGGUCUGGGUCGGGAGGUACACGAGGGGGCGGGGCCAACACGAGACGAUGUUCUGUAGUCCUAAAUCAAAGUGACGGAUAAACACUAAAGUAAUUUUUAACUGAAUUUUUUUGAAUCCCAGCUGGUAUUUUUUAGCGCUGAGUCGGUGUGUGUGUGUGUGUGUGUGUGUGUGUGUGUGUGUGUGUGUGUGUGUGUGUGUGUGUGUGUGAGAGAGAGACAUCGGUGGGAAUUAAAAUGUGUAAUUAUGUACAGGAGGGAGGUUUAACUGUGAUUAUUGUACAAAUAAUAACGAGGCAAAUCGAAGCGCACGCAGCUCUUUUACCACCAGGCCUGAUCUUUUUGUAAAAUAAAUGAAAUUUUAAAUUCAUCCUAAAGGGAUUUUUUUAAAACUCGACUCAAGCUGUGACUCUUUUUACUGUGGUUUUAUCUUUUAAAUGAAUCUGUCUGAUGCAAAAAGUAGCAUUUUUUCCUCUCUUUCACUUUUUGCUCUUUUCCACUUUGUAAAUAAGGAGAAGGUUUUUUGACCAGUUUGAGAUGGAAUGUAACUUUUGCUUACGUUUCUGCUCGAGGUGUUCGGGUUCUGUGAGCACACUAAAGCAAAAUAAAUGUUAAAAAAAUUCAACAAGCUGCUGUUUGUCUUUUAAAUGUUUCACACAUCAAGCUGAAAAGCAACACAACAUCGGGGUGUGACGUUAGCCUAGCAUUAGCAUUAUGUUAGCAUACUGUUAGCGUGAGGUUCCUUUUUUAGGACGCUUCAUAGUUACUUUAUUUGAUUUUACAGUAGUGUUAAUAACAGUAGCUAAGUGUUUUUAACUUUAACGUCACUAUAUUUUAAAGCAAAUGGUUUUUACUCAAAGACUCCGACUCGCUUCGAAAAUUCUUAAAAUGUUUAUGAUUAUUAUUUUAUCUUUCUCCACUCGCAUUUUAACGGUUUAUAUUAAGACGAAAAUGUAUAAAAUAGCCGCAUAAAAUAAUUAGAUAAACAUCGUUAUACGCUGCUACCUGGAUUUUAGUAAAAUCUCCACAGCGUUGUAACCUGCACAUCAUCACUGCAGAAUUAAAUCAAUUUAAAAUGUUUAUUUUUUUUUUAAUCUCCUCAAAUUACUGUGUUGCAGCCAUGCUUUUAAAAAAUCCUGUCAGCUAGCUGUCGUGUUAGCGUCCUCUGAGGGGUGCUUUUACUUUUACUCAACUGCAACACUGCGAUAUAAGAUGAGAGUUAUCAGAUCUAAUGUCUAUAAUGAUGUAAUUAUACAGUUUUAAUGUAAUUUAAUGAUGUAAUUUAUUCAGUUCACAUGUAGAUUAAUGCGAAUGCUAACGUUCAGCGCUGCAGGUGACCUGAGAGUAAUGCUGAGAAAAUCACAGGGGUUUCUAGAGCUUUCUCUCCACACACACACACACACACACACACACACACAGAUGAUGUCAUACACCUUCAUUAUCAGAUUCACACUGAACCCCGCCUCACACACACACACAGUGUGGUGUUGUGUCCGUUAAACUGUAAGCGGAGAAGGAAAGAUCCGGUUUCUCAACUGAAAGGAAAAUGCAAAUCUGUGUGUGAGAGAGAGAGAGAGUGUGUGUGUGUGAGUGAGUGAGAGAGAGAGUAUGAGUGUGUGUGUGAGUGAGUGAGUGAGUGAGAGAGAGAGUGUGUGUGUGUGUGAGUGUGUGAGAGUGAGUGAGAGAGAGUGUGUGUGAGUGUGUGAGGGGGAGAGAGUGUGUGUGUGUGAGAGUGUGUGUGUUUGAGUGAGUGAGUGAGUGUGUGAGUGAGAGAGAGAGUGUGUGUGAGUGUGAGUGAGUGAGUGAGAGUGUGUGUGUGUGAGUGAGUGAGUGAGAGAGAGUGUGUGUGUGUGUGAGAGUGAGUGAGUGAGAGUGUGUGUGUGUGAGUGAGAGAGUGAGAGAGAGUGAGUGUGUGUGUGAGUGAGUGAGAGAGAGUGUGUGAGAGAGUGAGUGAGUGUGUGUGAGUGUGUGUGUGUGAGUGAGUGAGUGAGAGAGUGUGUGUGAGAGAGUGAGUGAGUGAGAGUGUGUGUGUGUGAGUGAGUGAGUGAGAGAGAGUGUGUGAGUGUCUGAGAGUGAGAGAGAGAGUGUGUGUGUGUGAGAGAGUGUGUGUGAGUGAGUGAGUGUGUGUGUGUGUGUGUGUGAGAGAGUGAGAGAGAGAAUGUGUGUGUGUGAGAGAGUGAGAGAGAGAAUGUGUGUGUGUGUGUGUGUGUGUAUGAGUGUGUGUGUGUGUGUGCGUGUCCUUCACUACCUCUACAUCCACACAUUACCCCCCAGCAGUAGUCCACUCCUGAGCUUAUAUCAGUUGUAUUUCUGGAACUCUUUCUAUCUUUCGCUUUGUUCUGAGUGAAGUUCAGCAUCGCUAUAGCGACGUGUUAAUGCUGCUUUACAUCCCAUAAUAACCACACACACACAAACGCACACAGAAAAGUAUAAAACAGCUUUAAUAUCAGAGUUUAACAAAAAUAUGACAUCAUCGAUCAGCAUGUGUGUCAACAUGACAUCACACACACACACACUUUCUACAAAAAAAAAAAAAAAAAAAAGAAAAGAAAGAAAAAGAAA